AUGUCCUUAAUGUAUGAAAAAAUGUUCUCGCCCCUAUCUCUGGGGUUUACAACUUUGCGCAAUCGUAUAGUUAUGGGAAGUAUGCACACCGGAUUGGAGGAUUUAAAGAAAGACAGGAUCGAGAGGAUGUGUGAUUUUUAUGGUGAAAGGGCCAAAGGGGGAUGUGCGUUGAUUGUUACAGGUGGUUUCUCCCCUAACUUUGAGGGAAAACUGAAUCCUUUUGCGCCUUGUAUAUCUUCUAAAUCUCAUGCUUUGGAAUAUAAGCCUGUUGCCGAUGCCGUCCAUAGAGAAGGGGGAAAGAUUGUAAUGCAAAUACUGCAUGCUGGACGAUAUGCUUACAGUCCAUUGUGCGUGGCUCCUUCUGGUAUACCCAGUCCUAUUUGGCCUUUUAAAGGAUAUCACCUUCGUCCAAUCGCUUUACCAAAGGUUUGGAUAAAUAAAACUAUCAAGGAUUUUGCGAGGGCGGCUGCUCUUGUAAAAGAGGCCGGUUUUGAUGGUGUAGAAAUUAUGGCUUCUGAAGGAUAUUUGCUAAAUGAAUUUAUUGUAAAGCAUACAAACAAACGGACGGAUGAAUAUGGGGGUUCAUACGAAAAUAGAAUGCGUUUCCCACUUGAGGUCUUGCGAGGUGUUCGGAAUGCAGUGGGAAAGGAAUUUAUUAUUAUAUUUCGUCUCUCAAUGUUGGAUUUGAUCCCAAAUGGGUCAACGCAUGAAGAAGUUUGCAAAUUAGCUGAAGAAGUUGCAAAUUCAGGUGCCGAUAUUAUUAACACCGGAAUUGGUUGGCAUGAAGCACGGGUUCCUACUAUCGCAACUUCUGUUCCUCGAGCUGGUUUUACAUGGGUUACGGCAGCUUGCCGAAAAUAUCUGAGAAGUAAAGGGAUUUCCAUUCCUUUUAUGACUGCUAAUCGGGUGAACCACCCAGAUGUGAUUGAGCGAGUUUUAAGUAAAGAUGCUGAUCUUGUUGCCAUGGCCCGUCCUUUUUUGAGUGAUCCUUUUUUUGUUAAAAAAACCGAGGAAGGGAAUGUGCAUAACAUCAAUAUUUGUAUUGCAUGCAAUCAGGCUUGUUUGGACCAUAUUUUUAAAGGCCAAAUUUCAUCUUGUCUUGUCAAUCCAACAGCGUGUCAUGAAAAAGAACGUGCUGUUAUUCCUACCAAGCAGAAGAAACGGAUUGCAGUUAUCGGUGGAGGACCGAGUGGCGCUUCUUGUGCUUUGGUUUUGGCACAACGAGGACAUGAAGUAACAAUUUAUGAGAAGGAGGAUUGUUUGGGUGGCCAGUUUAAUCUUGCAAAAAAAAUUCCAGGUAAGGCGGAAUACGAGAGUAGCAUUAGAUACUGGACUCAUUCCUUGACUACAUUAAAUAAUGUAAAGCUUCAUCUAAAAACAGAAGUGGAUGCUUCAUUAUUGAAUAAGACUGCUUAUGACGAAGUUAUAGUAGCAACUGGUUGUCUUCCAAAGCCCAUUAAAAACUCUGUCAUAAAAGGUGUGGAAGGUCUGAAAAAUGUUUUUUCGUAUGUUGACGUGCUUUCCGGUAAGGCUCAUGUGGGUGAUCGAGUUGCAAUAAUUGGCGGUGGUGGUAUUGGUUUUGAUGUUGCUUACUUUCUUGUUGAAAAUCAUGAUUUGCUAGGAUGUACGGGAUACCAAAAGGAAAAUCUCGAACAGUUUGCGAAACGUUGGGGUAUUGAUCUUGAAAUUGCUAGCCCAGGUGGGUUAAGGAAACCGAAUAUUGGUCAGUCAGCUCGUGCUGUUACGAUGUUACAACGAAGCACAGGUAAAAUGGGACGACGUUUGGGAGCCACAACAGGCUGGAUUCAUCGUCUGGAGCUUCGUUCCCAUAAUGUAAAACAAAUAAUUGGUGUUACUUAUGAUUCUUUUGAUGGAAAAACUUUGUCUUACAGUAUUGGUGAUAAAAAGCAUAAUUUAGAUGUAGAUUCAAUUGUUUUUUGCCAUGGUCAGCAAUCUGAUCAACGGCUUCUCAGUGGUUUGCAAAACGUGAAAUAUCAUUUAAUAGGCGGGUGUUUCGAGGCUGCAGAAUUGGACGCGAAGCGAGCUAUAUUGCAGGGCCACGAAUUGGCCUUGAAGAUAUGA
This is a messenger RNA of Trypanosoma cruzi, 2082 nucleotides long. RefSeq names its product 2,4-dienoyl-coa reductase FADH1, putative. The transcript has a single exon. Gene Ontology annotation, molecular function: FMN binding; oxidoreductase activity. The coding region runs from base 1 to 2082 and encodes 693 amino acids. Lineage: Eukaryota; Euglenozoa; Kinetoplastea; Trypanosomatida; Trypanosomatidae. The record is from RefSeq and is a predicted model, not a curated record.